AUGCAAAAUCUGGGGAGAGGGCAUCGAGUCAGCGUCAGCUCGUUCGCUUCAUCCACCACCAUCUCUGCCAGCAUGGAGGCCAUCCCGAAGGUUUUUGAAGCGAAAGCGGCAGAGGGCACACCCGCUCUUGUGACCUUUGUCACUGCUGGUUAUCCUCGCAAAGAGGACACUGUCCCCAUCCUGCUGGCAAUGGAGGCCGGUGGUGCUGACAUCAUCGAACUUGGAGUACCGUUCUCCGAUCCCAUUGCAGAUGGACCUGUCAUCCAGGAGACGAACACGGUCGCUCUGAAAAACGACAUCGACUACAUCACAGUACUCGGACAACUUAGAGAAGCUAGAAGCAAAGGGCUGAAGGCCCCUGUUCUACUCAUGGGUUAUUACAACCCUCUAUUGGCGUACGGAGAAGACAGGGCUAUCCAAGACGCCGUCGAAGCCGGUGCCAACGGAUUCAUUAUGGUCGAUCUCCCUCCAGAGGAAGCGACUACAUUCCGCGAGAAGUGCAGGAAGUCAAAUCUUUCCUAUGUCCCCCUCAUUGCCCCCUCCACAACACUCAACCGUAUCAAGUUCCUGGCAUCAAUCGCCGACACCUUCAUCUAUGUGGUCUCCAAAAUGGGUACGACAGGCUCGUCAGAGAAGGUCGCUAUGAACCAAGCUCUGCCCGACAUCAUCGCGAGAGUUCGCGAAUAUGCCACUGUCCCUCUCGCCGUUGGGUUUGGCGUUGCCAAUCGCACACAAUUCGAUGUUGUUGCAGAUGCUGGUGCCGACGGUGUGGUCAUUGGCAGCCGACUGGUCUCCGUGAUUAAAAAUGCGCCUGAAGGAGAGGUUGCAAACCAUGUCGAGACCUACUGUCGAGAGAUCAGUCAGAAGGGUCAACCACCUCGUGUCCGGUCGCCACCGGCACCCAGACAACCUACUCCAGCACUUAACGGGAACAAACAGGAACCUCCUGCGAACCCAGCCAGUGAAAUCGUACUCCCAGCACGAUUUGGGCUUUAUGGUGGACAGUACGUUCCAGAGGCUCUCGUCGAUUGUCUUGCUGAGUUGGAAGAGGCGCACAAGUCUGCCAUGGCCGAUCCGGAAUUUGCCAAAGAGCUGCAGAGCCAUUUUGGCUACAUGAAUCGUCCUUCCCAAAUUUACCUGGCCGAAAAUCUGACCAGGCAAACCGGCGGUGCUAACAUUUGGCUCAAACGGGAAGAUCUGAAUCACACUGGUUCGCACAAAAUCAACAAUGCUAUCGGCCAGAUCCUUCUCGCGCGCCGCAUUGGAAAAACUCGUAUCAUCGCAGAGACUGGCGCGGGCCAACAUGGUGUUGCAACAGCGACCGUAUGUGCCAAAUUCGGCAUGGAAUGUGUCAUCUACAUGGGAGCAGAAGACGUCCGUCGACAAGCCUUGAAUGUCUUCCGCAUUGAGAUGCUGGGCGGCAAGGUCAUCCCAGUCUCAUCUGGCUCUUGCACUCUGAAGGAUGCCGUGAACGAAGCCAUGCGCGAUUGGGUCACGAACCUGGCAACUACUCACUAUCUCGUUGGCUCCGCCAUCGGUCCUCAUCCUUUCCCGACGAUCGUCCGUGACUUCCAGAAGGUCAUCGGCGAGGAGAUCAAAGCGCAACUACGGGCUGCUCGUGGAAAGCUCCCUGACGUUGUCGUUGCUUGCGUUGGUGGAGGAAGUAACGCAAUCGGCACUUUCUAUGACUUCAUUCCCGAUAAGAGUGUUCGCCUCGUAGGUGUGGAGGCCGGAGGAGAAGGCAUUCAUGGUGACCGCCACAGUGCCACGCUUUCCAUGGGUCAACCAGGGGUACUCCAUGGUGUCAGGACGUACAUCCUCCAAUCGAAGGCUGGUCAGAUCAUCGAGACGCACUCCAUCAGCGCAGGUCUUGAUUAUCCUGGUGUUGGACCUGAACAUGCCUGGUUGAAGGAUUCUGGCCGUGCUGAGUACGUCGUAGCAACAGACGAAGAGGCCCUCCGCGGAUUCAGGAUGCUUACACAGAGCGAAGGCAUCAUCCCUGCUUUGGAGUCAUCACAUGCUAUCUGGGAGGCGGUGAAAAUCGCGAAAACUCUUCCCAAGGACCAAGAUCUUGUUGUUUGCUUAUCUGGACGAGGCGACAAAGACGUCGAGCAGAUCUCUGAGUUGCUUCCGAAGUGGGCCGAUAUCCUCGACUGGCAUGUAUCUCCUCAUGCGGUUGGUGCGCCUUCUAAGUAG
Cyclocybe aegerita is the source of this 2196-nucleotide messenger RNA. NCBI's taxonomy places the organism in Eukaryota, Fungi, Basidiomycota, Agaricomycetes, Agaricales, Hemipholiotaceae. The record is from the annotation of a GenBank genome assembly.